Molecule: messenger RNA, 1791 nt
Organism: Spodoptera littoralis (African cotton leafworm)
Lineage: Eukaryota; Metazoa; Arthropoda; Insecta; Lepidoptera; Noctuidae
Source: the annotation of a GenBank genome assembly
AUGUCAAAACAAAUGUUCGUGGAAUGUCUGUGUCGGUCGGCUUUGGUGAUUCACCGCAAUUUAACAAAACUGAACCACUCGAGGCGUAUCAGUAGUGUUUAUAAGGUCCCUGCAAGCUUGAACUUGUCUGUACAUGUUGUUAUAAAUCGAUCCUGUCAGGCCUGUGCAAAACGUCAAAAGAUGGACAUUACAAGGAGCUUCCAGAGCUAUGCCUGGUGCAAGCCAGACUGGUGCUACCCUAGUAUGAGCAAGGAGACCAACGAGUUGCUGCGACAGUGCGCGGACCUGCCUCCUGUGCAGCUGUCCGAUGAUAUUGAGGAACUCAUCAACAAGAGUAAAGCCUUCCCCAUACCGUUCCCCAUUCAGACCGUCAGAUUAGAAAAGCUCAAAGCGCGGCGAUCUAUAGAUAAACUGAAGAAGAAUAUUGUCUCCACGUACCCACUCCUACAUGAACGAGUACUACUUCUCAUUACACACUUCCUCAUAUACAAAAGAGAGUACGGCAGUAGUAUAGAGAAGGAGUUGUACAAGGAUAUGAGCGUGGUACAGUUUAUAGACAGACUGCUCAAGAAGAGAGCCGUCAACUUUAUGGGAGCCGCCGACUCUUACCUGUUACUGUCCGGAGAGAAAGGUUCGGACGGCUGGGAGAGUGUAGGCACAAUGAACCAGAAGGCUCCCCUACUGUUGGAGAACUGUCUGAGUUACGACGAGAUGAAGGUGUCGGCUCUGGUGUACGUCAGUGGACACACCGAGUGUAUCAACGCGGGGGAGCGACGCAACUCCGGCGUUGUUAGAGAAGAUAAUAUUGAGACUGAGGCUGUUAUUAUAGGUACAAUAGGUCCUCGCUUCCAGCGCGAGUUCCGAAUGGACUGCGAGGACAUCCUAGUGACGGCGGAGCAGAACGUGCCGGAGCAAGGGUACGGGGAGGAGGUCACUCCCACCACGUGCCUCAACGUGUUGAAGAACACGUACGUCAGGAACAACGCGUCCGGCAGACAUAUGUGGAGACAGAUGUGGGCUGAGUUCUACCAGGUACACAGCUACACAUACGAGGAACUAACAGGAUAUAUAAGUGUGACCAACACAAAGGACGCUCAGAAGAAGUACACAGACCGCUACGUGAAGUUGUCGCGACCGAACCAUAUAUUCGACAAUGAAGUGUACUACAAGCGACUCUCUGUCAUCGCUGACACGGUACUCAUUGAAGCUGAUCACCGAGCGAAGUUGGAGAAUAAAAUGGCCUAUGUCAAUGUUAUUGGUUGUGGUCUAGGCGUGUGGAAGAUCUCGAAGCACCAGGUGGACGUGUACGUGGUGUCGGUGCUGGCCCGGCUGCGCCACCUGCUGGCCGCCGCCGGCCUCGCGCACGUCGCCGACAUCAACUUCGCGUACAUCACGCCCAGCGACACUAUACUCGCGAUGUUCUCAACCACGGGUUCGGGUAAGACGGCUGAGUAUAAAACCUUCUUCGAGAACAAGAAACAUCCAAAAGGCGGCAUCAACGUGACGAUAAAGACACGCGAGCCGUCGUCCAAGUUGGUCGGCGAGGACGCGGGCAAGUUGUUAGUGUUGACGUAUCCGUGGGACGGGAACGCACAUCCCGGGAACGAAUUCUGGCUAGGCAGUGUGACGGGGUCGGGCGACCCCGCGGCGGCGUGCUCCACGCAGGUGGCCGAGCUGCACAACGCUCACGUCAACGGCGCCGUCAGCGCGGCCAACGCCCGGGUCGCCGCGCCCGCCGGCCUCCGCGCCCUGCCCGACCACUGCCGGCUACUGGCCGCCGCCACAUUGUGA